AUGAAUGGGAAGAUAUGUAUGGAUACUCUGUCUCGAGCUGCAAAUUCUCUUUCUACUGCAGGAUCAGAAUCCUUUGUUGAUUCACGUGUCAUAGCUGACAAUGACCAGCAUUUCCUCCUUUAUUUCAUCAUUGGAAACUUUUUUGGGCCGGAUCUGAAAGGUGGGCCAAAAAAAUCACUCUUUCAAAGAGCAGCUGAGGGGCUGCCAACGUACUCAUUAGAUGAACUAACUGGAGGCUACAUCAAAACCGAAGAAAUAGAACAUAUAUACUAUUAUGCACUUCAAAAGGCAGAGAAGUACCUUACUCUGAAACUAUCCUUGUUGCAUUGUUUCUUUCUAGGCAACCUACGUGCUUCUGGAACUGCCAGUUACCUGCAGUUUCCUGAUAUGUUUCCAACCCACCUACAUCCCCAUUCCCUGAUGGAUAAUAGGCACAAAACCGUAUCAAAUGUUAUGUUCAUCGACAACCCAGAUACCUCUCAUAUUAGCUCAAAGGACAUUGAGAGGUUUAAAAGACUAACUGGGGUAGAGAAUCUUCUCCUGGAUAGAGAUGCAGCAAGGAUUCACUCAUAUGUGAAUGCCAGUACUCUAUAUGAUGUGGUAGUGCAUGAGGCUGGAUCUGGUGUUGAAUGGCCUCAUAGUAGCAUUCAUCACUUUCAUAAGAGAGCAAGACAUGCAGAUAGCAUCCCACAAGCCAGGGAUCCGCAUGUCUAUGAUGUGCAACCUCUUAGCUGUGUGCUAUGUAAAGGUUUGCCUCCUUCACACAGCUGUACAACAGCUCUUCCAGCCAAAGAUUCUGGAAAAUCUGUUGACGAAAGUCCAAUGAUGAUUUUUCUUCCAUCCGGAGCAAAAAAGGAAGAGUUGAACAGUUUGAUGACUGUGAGUAAAGGCAGAGUUGCAUUGACUGGUACUGCUGCAAUGGGGCAGAUGCAAAGGACUGUCGGGCUCGUUGACAUUGGCGAGUGUGAUGAUGCAUACCUUUUCCGGGUGUCUCUUCCUGGAGUGAGACAAAACGAUAAUGAAUUCAGCUGCACAAUAGAACCCGACGGCAAGGUGCUGAUAGAGGGCAUUACGACAACAGGUGAGGAGACAGUAUACAGGUUCUCCCAAAAGUUUCAGAUGCUGUCCGGAAACCUCUGCUCACCAGGGCAGUUUUCAAUUUCAUUUCAACUGCCUGGUCAUGUUGAUCCUAUUUCAGAUGUCAGGCAAGUUUGUCUCUGA
Messenger RNA from Dovyalis caffra, 1221 nucleotides. Lineage: Eukaryota; Viridiplantae; Streptophyta; Magnoliopsida; Malpighiales; Salicaceae. The record is from the annotation of a GenBank genome assembly.